This is a messenger RNA of Portunus trituberculatus (swimming crab), 637 nucleotides long. RefSeq names its product salivary glue protein Sgs-3-like. The transcript is spliced from 2 exons. Bases 68 to 637 code for a protein of 189 amino acids. The record is from RefSeq and is a predicted model, not a curated record. NCBI's taxonomy places the organism in Eukaryota, Metazoa, Arthropoda, Malacostraca, Decapoda, Portunidae.
UCUCUCAAGCACUAUUCAGAAAUGAAGUUAUAGUUGUAGUCUAUUUCCGAGGCUGAGGUGUGCAACGAUGGUGAAUGUUGCAGCUGUGACGUGUGGCGCCUUCAGUGUGGAUCUGCAGGGGGCGGCGCGCGCGGACUGGGCCAGGAGGACGUGUGAGUUGGUGGUGGUCAGUUCAAAGGAAACCCUCUUCGAUGAUAAUCCCUUCUACCGUUGUUACGUGUACUACAACAAAACUAUCUCCGCUAGCGUCACCACCAUAACGUCCCGCGCCACCAAGACACCGCGCUUUACUACCACUACUACUCGAUCUCCCAAUCUCAACACUACACUCCGCCACAACACCACUGCAGCCCGCCCCACCACUGCCACGACUACAACCAGCAACAACACCACUGUCACAACUACUACAACCAGCAACAACACCACUGCAGCCCGCCCCACUACUGUCACAACAAGUACAACCAGCAACAACACCUCUGCAGGCCGCCCCACCACUGUCACGACUACUACAACAAGCAACAACACCGCUGCAACCCGCCGCACCAUUGUCACAACCACUUCUCUCACCACUGUCAGAACGGUUACACCCCGCUACAACACCAAUAUUAGCGCCAAUAUGAACCAUAACUACUUUUGA